Messenger RNA from Beta vulgaris subsp. vulgaris (sugar beet), 5546 nucleotides. RefSeq lists its product as uncharacterized. The record is from RefSeq and is a predicted model, not a curated record. Gene Ontology annotation, cellular component: catalytic step 2 spliceosome. Gene Ontology annotation, biological process: mRNA splicing, via spliceosome. Bases 275 to 4906 code for a protein of 1543 amino acids. Gene Ontology annotation, molecular function: mRNA binding; helicase activity. The transcript has 14 exons. Lineage: Eukaryota; Viridiplantae; Streptophyta; Magnoliopsida; Caryophyllales; Amaranthaceae.
CCUAAUUUCCGCACCACGAGCAAAAGAACGAAUGCAAUCGGAGGCUCAAAGACACACACUAGCAUAAACUCGCAGACGCCGCCUUCACUCUCUUUCUCGUCCACCAUUACUACCGCCUUAUUUCUCCCUACAAACACCAAAACCCACUCUCUUAUCCUCACUAAACACUAUCAACAAAUCUCAACUCUCACCAUUUCCCUUUUCUCUCUCCUCUCCCUAAAACCCUAGAAAAACCCCUUCAUCUUCAACUAACUUCAUCUUCUUCACUUAAACAAUGACGAAAGUAUACGGAACUGGAACCUACGAUUUCAAGCGUCACAGAGUAGCAGAAUACCCAGUCGAAAUCGCGCAUAAUAUCGCCGUUGAAAAAACCCCUGAUUCAAUCCCUAUUUCAAAUGCGCCCAAUUCCAUCAGUCUUUCCGAAAUUAAGCGAGACCCACUUACUAAGAUUGCAGCCGAUAAUUGGAUUAAAUCCGGAGGUAAUGAUUCCAAUUCCAGGAAACCCUUUGAUUCUGAGCUUGUCAAGGAUAUUUACCGUAAAGAGUUGCUCGUGAAGAGCGGCCGAAAACCGGUCCCGUUGCAGAGGGUUAUGAUUUUGGAGAUUAGCCAGUAUUUGGAGAACUAUCUUUGGCCUUAUUUCGACCCCGAAACCGCCAGUUUUGAGCAUGUUAUGUCUAUGAUACUCAUGAUCAAUGAGAAGUUUAGAGAAAAUGUGGCAGCUUGGGUGUGUUUUCAUGAUAGGAAAGAUGGGUUCAAAGCAUUCUUGGAGAGGGUUCUUCGGCUUAAGGAUCAGGGAGAUAGAUUUAGUAUUGCAGAGAAGACCAACUACUUGGUUUUCAUGAUUAAUGUCUUUCAGAGUUUGGAAGAUGAAGUUGUCAGCGAUACUGUCUUAAGACUGGCGAGUCUGCAAUGCUGGCAUAGCUUGUCAUAUGGUCGUUUUCAGAUGGAGCUAUGUGUAAAUCCUGAUUUGAUAAAGAAAUGGAAAAAGAUGACGAAAGCAGAAGCUAAGAAGGCUAAGAAAAGGGGAGAGAAUUAUGAUCCCUCAAAUUCUCUGGAAGCAACAUUCUUGAGAAAUUUCGUCAUGGAGUUCUUGGCAAUAUUGGAUUCUGAGGUGUUAAUCUGCACACAGCAUGAUGAUCCAGGAGGACUUAGUGUAAAUGGUUUUCAAGAAGUUGAUGAUGCUUGUGUCUUGUACUGUGAGAGGUUUAUGGAGUUCCUUAUUGAUUUAUUAAGCCAACUGCCAACAAGGAGAUACUUGAGACCUUUGGUUGCUGAUGUUGCGGUGGUUGCCAAAUGUCACUUAAGUGCGCUUUAUACUCAUGGAAGAGGAAAGCUGUUUUCGCAAUUGGUUGACUUGCUGCAAUUUUAUGAAACCUUUGAGAUUAAUGAUCAUGAAGGGACACAACUGACCGAUGAUGAAGUCCUUCAAGCACACUAUGAUCGUUUCCAGUCCUUUCAGUUGCUUGCUUUCAAGAAAAUUCCAAAGUUGCGGGAGCUAGCUUUAGCAAAUGUCGGUGCAAUACACAAGCGUGUUGAUCUCUCAAAGAAAUUGUCUGUUCUUUCACCUAAAGAGCUUAAGGACCUAGUGUGCUAUAAGCUUAAACUCAUUUCAAACAAUGAUCCUUGGUCAGACAGGGUUGAUUUUCUUAUUGAAGUCAUGGUAUCCUUUUUUGAGAAACAAAAGUCUCAGAAAGAAGCAAUAAAUGCUCUCCCACUCUACCCAAAUGAGCAGAUCAUGUGGGAUGAAAGUCUUGUACCUAACAUUAAUUACUCUGGAGAAGGAUGCCUGGCUCUCCCAAAACUUAACCUGCAGUUUUUGACCCUGCACGAUUAUUUGUUAAGAAAUUUUAAUCUUUUUCGUCUUGAGUCAACAUAUGAAAUUCGGGAGGAUAUUCAGGAAGCCGUGCCUCACCUUCUUGCCUGUAUUAAUAAUGAAGGAGAAACAGCCUUCCGUGGUUGGUCAAGAAUGGCUGUUCCCAUUAAAGAAUUCAGGAUUUCUGAGGUGAAGCAACCAAACAUUGGGGAAGUAAAACCAGCAGCAGUUACAGCAAAAAUUACUUACAGCAUUUCCAGUUAUAGAUCACACAUAAGAUCUGAAUGGGAUGGAUUAAAAGAGCAUGAUGUUUUAUUUUUGCUUUCUAUACGCCCUUCAUUUGAGCCAUUGAGCACAGAGGAAGCUUCUAAGGCAACUGUACCUCAACGGCUUGGGCUUCAGUGUGUACGUGGAUGUGAAGUAAUAGAGAUUCGAGACGAGGAUGGAGGCCUGAUGAAUGAUUUUACUGGGAGAAUCAAACGUGAUGAGUGGAAGCCUCCCAAGGGUGAGUUGAGAACAGUAACUGUUGCUCUAGAUGCAGCCCAGUACCACAUGGAUGUUACAGAUAUUGCAGAGAAAGGAGCUGAAGAUGUGUACGGAACUUUUAAUGUGUUGAUGCGGAGAAAACCAAAGGAAAACAAUUUCAAGGCAAUUCUAGAAUCUAUUCGAGAUCUUAUGAAUGAAACUUGUAUAGUUCCUGAUUGGUUGCACAACAUAUUUCUGGGUUAUGGAAAUCCUUCAGCCGCUCAGUGGACUAACAUGCCUGACCUUUUGGAGACUGUAGAUUUUAAGGAUACUUUUCUGGAUGCAGAUCAUUUGAAAGACAGUUUUCCAAACUAUCAGAUUUCUUUCUUAAAUCCAGAUGGCUCAGAAAACCUGCUUCCAGAGCCUCCAUUUCGAAUUAAACUUCCAAAGACGCUGAAAAGCAAUGCGCAAGCUCUUCCUGGCAAUAAAUCUAAUUUAAGUGCCUCCAAUGAUGCUAGUACAAUCCAAGAAAGACUUGUUGUUGAGACAUAUAUUCCUCCUAAUCCAGGUCCAUAUCCCCAAGACAAGCCAAAACUGAAUGCAGUGAGAUUUACCCCUACUCAGACGGGGGCAAUUAUUUCUGGUGUUCAGCCAGGCUUGACAAUGGUGGUAGGUCCACCUGGUACUGGAAAGACUGAUACUGCUGUGCAGAUCCUGAAUGUUCUUUAUCACAACUGUCCUUCCCAGAGAACACUAAUUAUAACACACUCCAAUCAGGCUCUGAAUGAUCUUUUUGAAAAGAUAAUGGAGAGAGAUGUGCCCGCUCGAUAUCUGCUUCGAUUAGGACAAGGUGAGCAGGAGUUAGCAACUGAUCUGGACUUUAGUCGUCAAGGCCGAGUAAAUGCAAUGCUGGUGCGACGUUUGGAACUGCUUAGUGAGGUGGAGAGGCUAGCGCGAUCUCUUCAGCUUCCGGAGGAUGUAGGUUAUACUUGUGAAACGGCUGGUUACUUUUGGUUGCUUCAUGUUUACUCACGGUGGGAGCAAUUUCUUGCUGCCUGCGCUGAUAAUGAAGAUAAACCAACAUUUGUUCAAGACCGUUUCCCCUUUAAAGAGUUCUUUUCUGAUGCCCCUCAGCCAAUCUUUACCGGAGAGUCCUUCGAUAAGGAUAUGCGGGCUGCGAAAGGGUGUUUUCGCCAUCUCAAAACUGUGUUUCAGGAACUUGAAGAGUGUAGGGCAUUUGAGCUGCUUAAAUCAACCGCAGAUAGAGCAAACUACCUAAUGACUAAACAGGCAAAGAUUGUUGCUAUGACUUGCACACAUGCUGCUCUCAAGAGGAAGGACUUUCUUCAAUUAGGAUUCAAAUAUGACAACCUGUUGAUGGAAGAGAGUGCACAAAUCUUGGAAAUUGAGACUUUUAUUCCGAUGUUGCUGCAGAGACAGGAAGAUGGUUAUGCACGUCUUAAACGUUGUAUAUUAAUUGGUGAUCAUCACCAAUUGCCUCCUGUUGUAAAGAACAUGGCCUUUCAGAAGUACAGCCACAUGGAUCAGAGUCUCUUUACUAGGUUUGUUCGUCUAGGCAUUCCAUAUAUUGAGCUUAAUGCCCAGGGUCGAGCUCGACCAAGCAUAGCCGAACUUUAUAACUGGAGGUAUAGAGAGUUGGGAGACCUUCCCUAUGUAAAGCAAGAAACUAUUUUCCAGAGAGCAAAUGCUGGAUUUUCUUAUGAUUAUCAGUUAGUGGAUGUGCCAGAUUACAAUGAUAGAGGUGAAAGUGCUCCUUCACCUUGGUUCUAUCAGAAUGAGGGAGAGGCUGAAUACAUUGUUAGUGUUUACAUGUACAUGCGCUUACUGGGUUAUCCUGCGAAUAAGAUAUCCAUUCUAACUACUUACAACGGCCAGAAAUUUCUCAUCCGUGAUGUUAUCAAAAGGAGAUGCGUUCCAUACGACAUUAUUGGCCCUCCAAACAAGGUCACAACAGUGGAUAAGUUUCAAGGUCAGCAGAACGACUUUAUCUUAUUGUCGCUGGUGCGUAGCCGUUUUGUUGGUCACUUGCGUGACGUGAGAAGAUUGGUUGUUGCAAUGUCUCGUGCAAGACUUGGCCUCUAUGUCUUCUGCCGUCGUUCGUUAUUUGAGCAGUGCUACGAACUACAACCCACCUUUCAGCGUCUUCUUCAGAGACCUGACCACCUUGCACUAAACUUGAUGGAGAAUAUGCCUUUCACAGAUCGUCGUGUUGAGAACACGGAGCCAGCCUAUCUUGUCAACGGUGUGGAGGAGAUGGCUAAUAUCGUGAACUCAAAAAUGCAUCAGGUUAACCAGGCAAGGAUGAUGAUUCAGCAAUAUGGUACGAAUCAUAUUGGACAAGGAGAUGUUUCUGUGGUCAAAUCUUUCCACGGUGGCCAGCAGGACUUGACCUCAGUGAAUGGUAUGGACACUGAAAGACCUGUCCUGGAAAAUGGUGAACCAGGGCAGGUACCACCUGGUAGUAAUUCUGAGGAAGGUGCUGAUAUGGAGGAAGAUAAAACUGGUCAAAACGGAGAUGCGCAAGUAGAGAAUCAUGGGGAGCAUAAAACAGAUUCUAAAGUUUUAGCAGAUGGUGGUGAGGAUCUAUCUGUCAAUAUGGAGGAAUAAGCUGAUGGGAGUAUCAGAAGGCACUCUUCCAUGUGUUCAAAUCUGAAGGACCUCACAGCUAAACUUAGCACUCUUAACCUUGUUUAACAGAAGCAUGCUAACAGGGGAGGUUCGGCAACAGCCGCAGUUGGCUUUUUUAAUAAUGUAUAAUGUGGAGACGUUGCACUUCAUGUUCUAAUAGAUAGCUGAAUCUGCUUUUCACGGAGUAAAUGUUGCUCUCUGGUGCUUUCUUGGAUGUAGCCUUCAGCUUCAUGGUUUGCUGUAAAAGAAACUCAGGCGUAGCCCUGGUAGCGUGAAGUUUUUUAAGCUUGGAUGUCUUGGUCGAAGGGAUGAACGAGGCCUUGUUCUCCUACUGGUGAAACAGCUAUACAGGAGUGCCAUCUCCAGCAGAAAACUAGAUUUGUUAGGAGGGUAAGGGUAGAAGGGAAACUAAAUAUUUUCCAUUCCUUGAUCCAUUUCUUACUGUAAUAUUAUAUACAAGUGAAUGUCAUGUACCCUUAAAUUUUAGCGAGAAUGAAAAUCUUGAUCUAACUAGAGGAACUUGAAAAGUAUAUGAAGAGAGUAGUGGUUUCCGGAAUCCCGCAUGACCUUUUGGUUGGUGAUAAAUAUCAUUUGGACGUUAAUUAUCUUUUGAUUUAAA